Messenger RNA from Penaeus indicus, 1331 nucleotides. RefSeq lists its product as uncharacterized. Bases 84 to 668 code for a protein of 194 amino acids. The record is from RefSeq and is a predicted model, not a curated record. The transcript has 3 exons. NCBI's taxonomy places the organism in Eukaryota, Metazoa, Arthropoda, Malacostraca, Decapoda, Penaeidae.
UUUCCUCAAGCGCCGAGGGAGAGGGAGAGGCAAUAUAAACCCUGUGACUUGGGGCUUCCUCCGGAUUUCUUAACGAUACGAAGAUGAAAGUCGUGCCGGUGGUCGUGGCGUGUCUGCUGGUCGUGGUGGCCUUCGGAGUCGCGGCCGAGGAUGUGACCGCGAACGACGACCAGUCUCCCGCGAAAGAUCCGCCGCCCCCGCCAAACGACCCGUUCCCCCCCCCGAAAGAGCUGUCCCCCUCGGAGGAGCAUGAGUCCCUCGACGACGAUACCGGCCGAGGAGAAAGGAUCUUCGCGUACUACACCUCGACGACCACGACCCGCCUCACGACCUCCACCCUGACGGCGCUCUCCACCUGCCUCUCGAUCCUCGCCACCGCCACGGCCUGCAGGAGGAAGAAGAGGAGGGCGGGCAGACUGGAGACCAUCGAUGACGAGGACAUAGCGGCCCUGGACCUCGAGGGGAGCGUCAGGUCGGCUGAGAGCUUGGAGGAGCUUUCCCAGCAGCAGCGGGACUUCCUCCAGAGGGACGACCGCAAGUUCACCAUCUGGACGACCGGCUUCACGACCCUCACUCUCACGACGACCUCUUACAUCGCCGGGACGACCGUCACUGCCACGGCUUACUGCCUCACGCCUGGUCUCACGGCGGGCUGCUUCGGGAAGUAGGGAGGGCGGGAUGACCUGGCGGCGUGUCGGUCUGACCGCUCGGGCGCAGGGACGACUCUCUCUCUUUUGAAGUCGUAGUUUCCUGCCAGUUCAUAGGGUCAGAUUGGAUGCACUGACGGGUCGUUUUGGCCUAACCCCAAAACGACUAAGAAUACGACCUUCUCCCCACUUGUAUUUUUUUUACCGCUGAUUACGGUGAUGGGCUGGAAACGACCUCUCGUGGAAGGCCGUCCAGUCCAUCACAGUGUUAAGCGGGACGACCCACGACGAUUUCCUGAUGCUCUGUCAAUGUUAUGUUGUUGUUUGAUAUCAAUUAUAUUAUACAUAUAUAUAUUUGGACUCUCCGCCGCCGCUUUUACAUCACUUAAUAAACUUAUUUAAGGAUCAUUAUCAAUAUUACUUUUUACUUGAUUUUAAGCUCGUGCUCAAUUAUUUUUUUCUCACAUUUACAAUAUCAAGAAAUAAAAGAAGAAAGGAUAAACCAUGAUAAAAAUAAUAAAUGAAACGCUUUAGGUUUCUACAAGACAAGAACCAAACUAGUAAUAUAUAUUUUCCUAAAGCGUUAACAAUUUAUGAAAACAACAAAUAAUAGGAAAAUAAACAUGAAACAUCAGAAAAAAACAUAAUGGAUGAACAUAUAAGUAAUAAAGCCUUUUGCUCAAA